AUGCAUGCCCGGCACGCGCGCGUGCAUCGCAGGGCCGACGGCCUAUUCGGUUUCGGUAACAUCGCUCAUGAGAUUCAAGGAUCCGACACCAAGAAGCGCCAUGUAGAGAAGAGGGAACCACAGGUCAUCAAGACGGUCUUUAAGACCCUGGAACCCACUUUUGAAGGCGAGGUUGGCGGCUAUAAGACGGUCGGUGAUGAACCUGAGCCAACCAAGGCCCAAAACAGGGCACCUGUGAUUACCCACAACGCUCAAAAGGAGGCCGACAGGGACGAAGACGAGGACGACGAGGAUCAGACCGAGAAGCAAAAGGAAGCGGCUGAAAAGAAGAAGGAGCAGGAAGAAGCCAAGGAAAAGGCCGCGGAAGAGGCUGCAGAGAAGAAGGCGGCUCAAGAAGAAGCGGCCAAGGAGAAGGCGGCUGAAGAAGCCGCUGAGAAGAAGAAGGCACAGGAGGAAGCCAAAGAGAAGGCAGCAGAGGAAUCAGCAAAGGAAAAGGCGGCUGAAGAGGCAAAGACCCGCAACAAGAGCAAGGAUGAGGACGACGGGGACGAGACCGCGACCGAGAAGGCCACAACGACCAAGCCCACAAGGACUCGAGUCCUCACCACCAGCGAGAACCACUCAUCCGUUCCCACCGUCAUUAGCGAGCCUACGGAAAGCUCGAUUGAAUCUGUCCUUGCCAAGGCCACUGGCGAUGUUUCCGGUACGGCCGCCGUUGGUGCUGCCGAAGAUAUCAGCGGAUCCUCGACUAUUUCCAGUUCCAGCGCCACGGCAGAAGCCUCCACAUCGGGCGGUACCAGUGCCGGAGCCAAGGCUGGCAUUGCGUUUGGUGUUUUGGGUGGACUUCUUGCAGUUGCCUUGAUCGUCUUCUUCAUCUUCAACAGGCGCCGCAAGCAGGCUGAGAUGCAGCGACUGGAAAAUGACGACGAGAAGCUGAACGGCCCAAUUGGAGGUGGAAUGGGCGGAAUGACUGGCCCCAUGCGUUCUGUCACCCCUGAGGCCCCUGAUGUUGUCGAGACUGCUUCUGUUCGCACUGACGCAAAGGCUCCUCGUGUGAGCCUCCGACCUGUUACCCAGUUCCUCCCCAACUGGAACGGUCUCGAUAAUCAGAAGCGCACAAGCAAGGGCGCUGCCAUGGCCCUUGCUGUCCCUGCCUCUACUUCCGCCGCCGCCGCUGGACCUCUGUCUCCACGAACCCCUGGAGGCAGUGCCUGGGAGCGUCCUUCAACUGCUCAGAGCACCGAUCCCGCCAACCCAUUCGGCCACCAAGCUGAGCGUGUUCCUUCUCCUGUCCAGGAGGAGAGCAUCCAGUCCCGCGGUGCUCCUAGCCCGAUUCCCGAGCACUCUACUCCUGUUGCUGCUGCCUCGGCUGGAUCUGUCUCUCCUCAAUCGCCUUCAUCGCCCGUCAACGAUCCCCUCACGGCUAAUGGACCUCCUAUUUCUGUUGGCGCCCCUGCUGGAGCUGCUGCUGCUGCUGGAGCCGGAGCUGGCGUGCUGGCCCGUAAGACGUCGAUGCGCAACAACGGUCCCCCGCAGCUUGAUCUCACUAUCCCUCCCGGUCCUAACCAUUCUCUGGCCGCAAUCCCUGCUAGCCCAGCUGGUACCGAAUUUAGCACUGCCUCUGCUGCCCCUGGUACUCCUGAUGGCUCAAGCGGCGCCGCCGCUAUUGCGGCUGCUGGAGGUCCUGCCAACUCGGCUGUCCACCGUGUCCAACUUGACUUCAAGCCCACUCUUGAUGAUGAGCUGGAACUGAAGGCGGGUGAUCUUGUGCGACUUCUCCACGAGUAUGAUGAUGGCUGGGCGCUCUGCAUCCGACUUGACCGCUCUCGCCAGGGUGUCGUGCCGCGCACUUGUCUGUCUACUCGCCCUGUCAAGCCUCGUCCCGCCCAAGCUGGUCCUCGCCCCGGACCUCCUGUGAAACCCGUUGGUGCUCCCCGAGGACCUGGACCUAACCACCCCCAGGGACAGCGUCCUAUGACCCCCCAGGGCAACUUUGGCCCAGGUCGCCCUGCCUCGCCCGCUGGCCGUCCCAUGACACCCAACGGCACCCGUCCUCAGUCCCCCAUGGGACCUCCCAUGGGACCCCACGGCCGUCCUGCUGGCCCGAUGAGCCCCGGUCCUCGUACUCAGUCGCCGGGACCUUUCCAAGGACCUCCUGGACCCCGAUCUCAGUCCCCAGGCCCCCGCCAGGGACCUCCUAACCGAGCCAUGAGCCCUGGCCCUCGCUCACAGUCGCCAGGACCUGCUGGUGGUCGUUCCCAAAGCCCCAGUGGAAUGAACCGACGAAACAGCCCCCCUGGGCCCAGCCCCAUGAACCCUUCGCAAGCACCUCGCCCAGCUCCCUCCACCGGGUCUGUUAACAGGAAGCCCGUGCCCGGCCAGGCAUAUUGA
Messenger RNA from Fusarium falciforme, 2391 nucleotides. Its product is annotated as SH3 domain-containing protein. Gene Ontology annotation, biological process: positive regulation of cytokinesis. The coding region runs from base 1 to 2391 and encodes 796 amino acids. Gene Ontology annotation, molecular function: protein binding. Gene Ontology annotation, cellular component: spindle pole; centrosome; microtubule. Lineage: Eukaryota; Fungi; Ascomycota; Sordariomycetes; Hypocreales; Nectriaceae. The record is from RefSeq and is a predicted model, not a curated record. The transcript has 3 exons.